AGGAGCUCUGAAUGUCUCUUGUAGCUCGGGGUUUUGGGUUGGGCGCCCGUGUUAUGCACGGGAUACCGGCAUAGACGGGCUGGGCGGCAGCUGUCCAGGUGGCAUCUGGAUAAUAACCGAAAAUGUCCGGCAGAUUGUGGUGCAAAGCAACCUUUGCUGGCUACAAGAGAGGCCUCCGAAACCAGAGGGAACACACCGCCCUCCUGAAGAUUGAAGGGGUCUAUGCCAGAGAUGAGACGGAGUUCUACUUGGGCAAGAGAUGUGCCUAUGUGUACAAAGCAAAGAACAACACGGUGACACCAGGAGGCAAACCAAACAAAACUCGGGUGAUCUGGGGAAAGGUGACCAGAGCUCAUGGCAAUAGUGGCAUGGUCCGUGCCAAGUUCCGCUCUAACCUACCCGCCAAGGCCAUGGGACACAGAAUCCGCGUAAUGAUGUACCCUUCAAGGAUCUAAACAUUCUGUACAAAUAAAAGAAAAUUCAGGAUC
Molecule: messenger RNA, 488 nt
Organism: Bufo gargarizans (Asiatic toad)
Lineage: Eukaryota; Metazoa; Chordata; Amphibia; Anura; Bufonidae
Gene: RPL35A
Product: ribosomal protein L35a
Exons: 5
Coding region: 123-455 (110 amino acids)
Biological process (GO): ribosomal large subunit biogenesis; cytoplasmic translation
Cellular component (GO): ribosome; cytosolic large ribosomal subunit
Molecular function (GO): structural constituent of ribosome
Source: RefSeq, a predicted model, not a curated record